Messenger RNA from Salarias fasciatus (jewelled blenny), 7497 nucleotides. Its product is annotated as mitogen-activated protein kinase kinase kinase kinase 4-like. Lineage: Eukaryota; Metazoa; Chordata; Actinopteri; Blenniiformes; Blenniidae. The record is from RefSeq and is a predicted model, not a curated record. Gene Ontology annotation, biological process: protein phosphorylation. Gene Ontology annotation, cellular component: cytosol. The transcript is spliced from 32 exons. The coding region runs from base 114 to 3884 and encodes 1256 amino acids. Gene Ontology annotation, molecular function: protein kinase activity; ATP binding.
GAGCGGACGGGAGGAGAAGCCCGUUAGUCAGAGAGGCUUCAGCGGGGGACAGACAGCAGGACCGGCCGUGUCCGCGUCCAUGUCCGCUCCAGCAGCCGCCGCCAGCCGCAGCCAUGUCGAGAGAAAACACCACCCGGAGUCUGGACAGCAUCGACCUGGCUGCUCUCAGGGAUCCAGCAGGCAUCUUUGAGCUGGUUGAAGUGGUUGGCAAUGGAACGUACGGUCAAGUCUACAAGGGUCGUCAUGUCAAGACGGGUCAACUGGCAGCUAUCAAGGUCAUGGAGGUCACAGAGGAGGAAGAAGAGGAGAUCAAGCUGGAGAUCAACAUGCUAAAAAGUUACUCUCACCACAGAAACAUCGCUACUUACUACGGAGCCUUCAUUAAGAAGGGUCCUGCGGGACAGGACCACCAGCUCUGGUUAGUGAUGGAGUACUGUGGCGCCGGCUCCGUGACCGACUUGGUGAAGAAGACCAAAGGAAACUGCUUGAAGGAGGACUGGAUCGCCUACAUCUGCAGAGAGGUGCUCAGGGGUCUUUCCCAUCUCCACUCCCAUCAUGUGAUCCACCGAGACAUCAAGGGACAGAACGUCUUGCUGACGGAGAACGCCGAAGUCAAGCUGGUGGACUUCGGGGUCUCGGCUCAGCUGGACAAGACGAUCGGCCGGAGGAACACCUUCAUCGGUACUCCGUACUGGAUGGCUCCGGAGGUCAUCGCCUGCGACGAGAACCCAGAGGCCACGUACGACUACAGGAGCGACCUCUGGUCUUUGGGCAUCACGGCUCUGGAGAUGGCCGAAGGAGCUCCUCCCCUGUGCGACAUGCACCCCAUGAGAGCGCUGUUCCUCAUCCCCCGAAACCCUCCGCCCAAACUCAAAUCCAGAAAGUGGUCGAAGCGCUUCCUGUCGUUCGUGGACAGCUGCCUGAUCAAGAACCACCUCCACCGGCCGACCACCGAGGCCCUGCUGCGGCACGCCUUCAUCCGGGACCUGGCCAACGAGAGGCAGGUCCGCAUCAUGCUCAAGGACCACCUGGACCGGACCCGGAAGAAGAGGGAGAAAGAGGGUCCAGAGUACGAGUACAGCGGCAGUGAGGAAGAGGAUGACGAGGUUGCGGAAGAGGAAGGAGAGCCCAGCUCCAUCGUCAACGUUCCCGGCGAGUGGACGCUGAGACGGGAGUUCCUCCGCCUGCAGACGGAGGGUCGCGGCGGGGGUAAGGACGGCGGUCAGGGAGGAGGCGGGGGGCAGCAGCAGCAGCGGCAGCAGCAGCGCCAGCAGCUGGCCGAGCAGGAGCGCUACAAGCAGCAGCUCCUGGCCGACCGGCACAAGAGGAUCCAGCAGCAGCAGGAGCAGCGGCAGAGGCUGGAGGACCAGCAGCGGCAGCAGCUGGCGGACCGCGCCUUUCAGUGGGCGGAGCUCCAGGAGAUCAUCUUGGGGGAGGAGUCUGAUCUCCUUGACAACAGGAUCCGGCUGGACGACAGGAGCAGGAGGUGUGACCGGAGACAGGAGCAGGCGGGCCGGCAGCACAGUGCUGAAGUGUCAGUGAGGCCUGUGGACUCGGCAGCAGAGCAGAGACCCGCCGCUCAGAACCACCACUUUCAGCGGCCCCGUCCCGAGCAGCAGCAGCAGCAGCAGCCGGCGGCGGCGGGCCGGAGGUCCCACCGCACCCUGCCCAAAGACCAGACCCAGCUGCUGUCGCUGCAGCACGACCACCGGCAGCGGGAGAGGGAGCGGGAGCGGGACAGGCUGAGGCAGAGGGACGGUCCCGGGACGGCCGUCCACAAGCUGACUCUCAGCAGCGCGAACACUCCUGCCGCCGCCGCCGCCGCCUCCCCCUGCCGCCCCCCAAACAGCCAGCGCUCAGCGAUGGAGCUGCAGGAGUCCGGCCUGGCCCGGCUGCUGCUGGCCGCCGGCCUGCCCGGCCCCGUCCACCCCCGGCUGGGCUCGGGGAGCAGCUCCAGCCCGUGCACCCCGGCCAUGCAGAGGGCCCAGUUCAGCCAGAACGCCAACCUGCGCUCCAGCCGAGACGCCCACCACAGCAGCUCCAUGUCCGACAUGGCCCUGUCCCCGCUGUCCCCCUUCUCCCCCCUGUCCCCGACCGACAGCGUCUUCUUCGACGCCGUGGACGCCCCGCCCAAGGUCCCGGAACGCACUACCUCCAAGUUCUACUGUCGGGAGCUGGUGAUGGGACACAAGAGGGCGGCGUCAAGUGGCAGUCCGGUGUCUGCAGCAGAGAAGGCUGGAAGGUCUGGCUCUCACGCGGUUUCCUCCUCGAGCAGCAGAAGCCCCGGCUACUUCUUCCUGGAGAGUCCCGUCCUGCAUCACCGUCUGCAGCAGCACAGGAAUCCAGACGUCGGCAGCGGACACACACAGGCAGGGAAACCCGCCGCCGGUCGGCUCCACAAGGCCACAGAGUACUCGUCCUCCAGCGACGAGGUCGGGAGCAGCGACGAGGAGGAAAGACACCGGUCUGGGCUCUCCAAUGGAAAAGGAAAGUACUUCCGAGGAAUCCCCGACGGCAUCGUCUUGCAGCCGCAUCACAAUCUGAACCAGAUCUCCCGGCUGGGCUCCGACGAGACCUACCUGCUGCCGGACCUGCUGCAGAAGACCUCCUUCUCCAGCCCCUCCCACAAUGCACUGGGCCAGCAGCAGCUGGGCUUCCUGCGCUCGGCCAACGCUCCGGGAUCCCCGACACACCCGGAGCUGCACGCUGUCUGCAGUCCCUCUGGGAAAAGCACCUCUUCAUCGUCAUCUUCCUCCUUCCUGUCCUUCAUCGAUCCCAGGCUGAUCCCCAUCUCCUCUCCACCGCAGAGCCCCACGGGCAUCAAAGGCGAGCCCCUCAAGAGAGAGAACCACAGGAAGGGCUCGGUGGUCAACGUGAAUCCCACCAACAUCCGGCCGCAGAGCGACACGCCCGAGAUCCGCAAGUACAAGAAGAAGUUCACCGCCGAGGUCCUGUGUGCCGGACUGUGGGGGGUGAACCUGCUGGUGGGGACGGAGAACGGGCUGUGGCUGCUGGACCGCAGCGGUCAGGGGAAAGUCUACUCUCUGAUCAGCAGGCGCAGGUUCCAGCAGAUGGACGUUCUGGAAGGACUCAACGUUCUCAUCACCAUAUCAGGGAAAAAGAACAAGCUGCGUCUCUACUACCUGUCCUGGCUGCGCAACAAAAUCCUCCACAACGACCCCGAGGUGGAGAAGCGGCAGGGCUGGACGUCGGUGGGCGACCUGGAGGGCUGCGUGCAUUACAAAGUGGUGCGUUACGAGAAGAUUAAAUUCUUGGUGAUCGCCCUGAAGAACGCCGUGGAGGUUUACGCCUGGGCCCCGAAGCCGUACCACAAGUUCAUGGCCUUCAAGUCCUUCAGGUCUCUGCCUCAGAAGCCUCUGUCCGUGGACCUGACCGUGGAGGAAGGUCAGAGGUUAAAGGUCAUCUACGGCUCGCUGUCGGGGUUCCACGCCAUCGACGUGGACUCUGGGACGCCGUACGACCUCUACCUGCCCACACAUAUCCAGGGAUCCAUCCGUCCUCACGCCAUCAUCAUUCUGCCCAACAAAGCGGGGACCGAGGUCCUGGUUUGCUACGAGGACGAGGGCGUCUACAUCGACACGUACGGCCGGAUCACCAAGGACACGGUGCUGCAGUGGGGCGAGAUGCCUGCGUCCGUCGCGUACCUGCAGUCGAACCAGGUGAUGGGCUGGGGGGAGAAGGCCAUCGAGCUGCGGUCGGCCACCACGGGGAACCUGGAGGGCGUGUUCAUGCACAAGAAGGCCCAGAAGCUCAAGUUCCUGUGUGAACGGAACGACAAGGUGUUCUUCGCCUCGGUGCAGUCGGGAGGCAGCAGUCAGAUCUACUUCAUGACCCUGGGGCAGAACUCGCUCUUCAACUGGUAACGCCCGGUCUGGUUCCCGUCUGCAGUCUGCCGGGUGUUGGUUGGACCGGUGCUGGACCAGUGGUGCCUCAGUUUUGGAUCAGAGGGGUGAUGACGGCCGAUAAUCCUCCGUCCGUUCCUCAGUCCGAGCACAAAAGCUUGAAUGCAUCACUUCAACUACUGAAGCCCAGGUCACGGAAGCCCCUCCACAUCCCGAGCCUUUCCCUGGAGGACCCCCGCCUGGAGGACCCCGUUUGGACCAUGGUGUGGGGAUUCCCGCUCUGCGUCUGGAUUUCAGAUGGGAUUGUUUCCACGUCCGGCUCUCCUGGAUCCUCUGGUUCCCUCUGAUGUUCAUGCGUUGCCGGCUCACCGUCCACCAGCUGGAUCCGUGAGCCUCCUCUCCGUCUUCCUCUUCCGCCAGACUUCUUCAGCACAUGAGCGUCUUGUGGGCAUUUCCAGGACUCUGAGCAGGACGGCCUCUCCAUCUCAUUCCGUGUUUUAUCUCCACUGCUUCUGAUCUCACCACUUCAUUUCCUCCCUUUAUUGAAGUAUUGGCUGAAACCAUUUUAAAACUGGAGGUUUUCUUCGCUGUCCUCACUGAAGCUGAUCCCAGAACCCAAACAGAUGAAAGCUGAAGCAUGUGGAGUCGCUGUCAGUGAAGUAAAGGUGGACAACCUUUAGACAACUCCAAAUGUUUCCCUGAAGUUUUACCACAAAUGAUAAAAGCCUGCAUUGUUAAAAUGUUCUUAUUUCACUGAGUCUGAGCCAGUUCUACUAAAGGACUGACUCUAUAAUGGUUUCAUCUGGUCUGGCCACCAGACAGACCCAAAUGGACCAACCGACGGCCCAGUUUUAGCACCUGGGCCUCAUGCUGAACUCCCCUGCUCCUCGUUAAUGGCAGUUAAUGCACUUUCAGAUGUGACAGUAUUUCCUCAUUUCUUGCUCAUAUUGUGGGGUUUUCAGCUCCAGUUAGUGGAACGGCAGGAAAGGUGAGCCUGAGAGGUCCGUCCCACACCGUCCUGGGUCUGCGUCUCUGGAACAGCUCCAGGAGAUCCAGUUCAUUCCCGACAAGAUUCUGUGUUUUUCUGUACAGCUCCAGAUGUAUAUAAUCUCGUAUGAUGCACUGUUUUUCUAAAUAUUUUAUAAACGACAAGCCAUCUUUAUGUGUGUGUAUGUGUGUGAGUGUGUGUGUGGUUGAUUAAGGCAGAUGAAUGUGACGGUGGAACACGUUCUUACCACCAUCGUUGAAUGUUUGCGGAGGUGAAUCUGAGCUACUAACGUGGAGUGACCGGAGGCGGUUUCCCUCCAGGAUCGACUGGGAGCUCGUCCUUUGGGUUUCGGUUUGUUGGCGCCGGGUGUUUUGCACAAAAGGCGUCCCGGACGUGAUUUGUUUUCCAUUGCUCUACCUUAAAACACGUUGGUUCACAGUGACAGAGCUGAAACCCGGUCCACAGUCAGUAUUAUGAGUUUUUUAGAGACGUUAAAUACUAUGAGAGGCGUGUCCUUUUCAGAAGAGAUAUUAUAAUAAAAAUUAAUCUUCUGAUUAUCAGGAAACCAAAGACGAAGUUACUAUUCAGUGUAAGAUCUGAAUCCGAAUUCCUUCAGGACCCAUUAUAUCCAAGUCAGUGUAAAAUAACAGUCGCUGUGUCAGAAAAGGAAGAAUUGGUUUGAACUGUGAAUUAGCUCUAGUGUCUUUCUUCCUUCACCACAUCCUGUUUUUGUCCUUCAUUAAUUUCUGCCUUUCUUUCUUCUCUGCAUCCUAUUUCCUCCUGAAUUCUGUGGUUCUCAGAAGUUCUCAGUGUUUUUAUAUUCAGUGAGUUUUAGACUUGAAUAUUGAAUAUUACAGCUGGUUCUGUGAGAAUGUUUUAAACUGGAAAGUCAACUUCUUCACAGUGUUUUUUAUUAUUAUUAUUAUUAUUAUUAUUAUUAUUAUUAACCACAUGUCUAAAAGUGUCGGUUUGAGUGGAGUCGCUUGUAUUCAACACAGAAUCGUACAGAUUCAAAAGCUUAUUAAUCUGUUUUAUUCUUCAGUCUUUCUGCUUUGAGGCUAAAACCAGCAGUGAAAAUUGGACAAACCAAAUCUUGCUAAUGACUCGUUUUUAACAUCUUCAAAUCCGAAGUUGUGUUCAAAGUCAAUAGACACCUUCUUGCCACUGCGCUCACUGCUGGUCACUCAUUUCAGCUCAUUGAGGACGCAGAACCCAGUUUGAUUGAUCUCUUUGGAUCCAGAUCAGUAUUGAUAACAAACACCAAGGAAACCUUAAAAAUGCACUUUUUGUUAGAUCUAUGAUCAGCCACUUAUCUUUUUGUUCCCUUUUUCUUCCUCCAGAGGUUUUCUUCCGUCUCUCUUCCUCAUCUGUCCAUCAGUGAGGAGAAACCGGUCUCUUGAGAGAACCUGGCUCCGUUCAGCUCUGAGAGGAAACUCCUCUACGCUGAUGAUCCUGUGCUUUCUCUCUGUUCUCUCAUUUCACUUUCACUCAUCAUUCAGACUUCUUUAGUGCAUCAACCUUUUCUCUGAAGUCCAAAACAGAAGCACCAUUGGAAAAAAAGGACCUUUACAAACCAACUGUCGUAGUAUUAGUAACUAAUGUUAAUCAGAAAUGCUUUAUUUUGUGAUAGAUUUUGCCAUAAGAUAUUGGAAGCACAGGAAACAGUAAUUAUAUGCAAUGCAGUGUUGUAUGUCAAGAUUGAUAUUCUCUCUCUUUUUUUUAAAGAAUAUAUGAUCAGAUAAAUGUAAGAUUGUGUGGGACCAAAGUCAGACUGUUUUAUACUUUAUAAACUUUUGAAAUUGCUUGUUUUAGAAUAGCCUCUCAGGUAGGUUGGGUUGAACUGUAACGGUUGAGCAUUGAUUGACUUUCGUUGUGUUUGGUGAAUGAACAGUGUCGGCCAUGGCUGCUGAGAGUGUCUGCGUGACGGCGGAUCUCCGUCAGGGUUCUGCGGCCAGCGUUGUCUCGUGGGCGGGUGUGUCGUGGAAGCAGGUGUUCAGAAAGAGGAAGGAUUUAGCGUGAGGAGCGGAGUCAGAGCAAGUCGCUGCGGUGGACUGAGUCGGCUGGCUGAAGGAGCGGUGCUGAUCUCUAAAGGUGCAACAUGAAGGGUUUGAUUUGAUCAUUGUGGAGAAACCACUGUUCGGGCUGGUCGACUUGAGAAUUCCUAGCUGAUAAUCUCAACCUGACUGUUGUUUCUUCACAUUUUUUGGGUUUAGUUUGAAUUCAUUUCAAGUUAUAAACCAAAAAACAAAUCAGUAUUCCACUCAGUUGUCUGGAGUUGACAGGAGUUACGAAGAGACGGAUGAAGAGGAAGUGACACGUUGAUUGUAUUGAAAGCCUGAUUGGCCAAAACAAACCUACUGCUUCCAUUUUAGAGAUCCUUAAUUCAUUUAAAUCCAACAGGUGACAUAUUGGAGAGUGCUUAGUUCCAUAAUACUCAGACUUUUCUGUUUCAAGAAGAAUAGAUGAUAUAAAACCAGAUAUUAUAGAAAAAUGAAAAUGUCCCCAUGUAUCUUUAAUAAAGAUGAGCCUUGAGUUACUUUGUAUGAUUUAUGCACUGGACCCCUGUUUGAUGCAUCACACACUGUACUGCUUCCAGAUGAACUCUCUCAUACUCGUUUCUUUGUGACAAUAAAAGUGUUGAGUCCA